Messenger RNA from Apis laboriosa (Himalayan honeybee), 2180 nucleotides. RefSeq names its product protein cortex-like. Gene Ontology annotation, biological process: positive regulation of ubiquitin protein ligase activity; positive regulation of anaphase-promoting complex-dependent catabolic process; anaphase-promoting complex-dependent catabolic process. Gene Ontology annotation, cellular component: anaphase-promoting complex. Bases 315 to 1964 code for a protein of 549 amino acids. The record is from RefSeq and is a predicted model, not a curated record. Gene Ontology annotation, molecular function: anaphase-promoting complex binding; ubiquitin ligase activator activity; protein binding. Lineage: Eukaryota; Metazoa; Arthropoda; Insecta; Hymenoptera; Apidae. The transcript is spliced from 8 exons.
AAUUUAUAAAUUUCGUAUCGUGGAAUGGUUUUCGUUCGAUAUUAACGGAUAUAUAAACGUAUGUGUCGAAUAUCGUUGUGCAUUUUGUGUUUAAGUGAUAAUUUACCAGUGAACGAUGUGAUAUCAUUGAUUACGAUGAAUUCGAUACAUAUUUGAAAAGCGUAUUUACGUAAUUACUUCAACAAUUCGGUACCUUUUGCGUCGAUUCGAUUGUUGUCGCGAAAAAAUUAUUCCAUUUUGAUUCUUUUCGGGUAUGAGAUAUAUCUUAAAUUCGAAAUUGAGUUCGUAUUGUAUGAGAAAAUCGUUUAUUCAAAAUGCGAAGAAGAAUCUUGAACUUUCGGAAUUCGGAGGAUCAAGCUAGCGAAAAUAUCGAUACGACGCCAUUGCGCAGAAGCACCAUAGCAUUCCCGCGGUUACGUUUGCUAUACAAGGACUUCAAAUCGGAUAAAGAUAGUGAAAAACCGGUGGUGGUUGACAAUUGUCAAGUAACGAUUGGGAAAUCUGUUCAACAAAUCGUUAAAAAGUACACGCUCAAAGCGCCUAAGAAAACUUAUUACGAGGACAGAUUCAUAAAGUUUAACUACAACUCGGAAGCUGCUAAUUAUCUUUUGAAGAAAAGGAACGAGGAUCGAUUGCAGAGGGACGAGAUCGAUGUGUUCAAACAGGUGGACUCUCUGCAUACUAGAUGGCAGAGGAAAUUUAUGCACCAAUUAAUGGUGAAAGAAAACGUAAUACCAGGGGUGAGACAGAAACAAGUGCUGCGCGCAAACCACUUAUCCACGGAAAACAAGUUGCCUGGAAACUUAGCUGGCCGGCCUAGGGAGCUGUGGGACGAGGAUCAGUUUGAAGAUGGAAUGUGGAAAUCGAAGCCGCGAAAGAGGCCUUUAAUAGGCAUUAUAGACUCCAUAUUAGAUAUGCCCGGAUUCCAAACUUCGCCGCGUCCAACGUUGCCAAUGCAGGGACGUUUGGUCGAUUGGGGGUCGAAAAAUAUCAUCGCAGCGGCGGUCCAGGAUAUCGUGACGCUGUACAACGGGCAGAAUGCAGGCGAUAACACGGAGCUGGAGAACGUGGAAAUAUCCAAUAUUUCCGCGCUCAAGUGGAACAACGCGGGUACAAAGCUGGCCAUUUGCACCAAGUCGUCGCAGGUGAACUUGUACUGCGUCAACUCUCAAAAGGUAAUUUGGACGAGCCCGUGCUGCGGCAAGAGCUACUUGCCACUGUGUUACGCCCGUUGCAUCUGCUGGCCCCAGGAUGAUCGAUACGUCAUCACCGGAUGCGUGGGAGUGAUCACGGUUCAUUCGGUGGAAAAUGGCGACCUCGUCCAAUACAAUCACGCCCACGUCUCCGAGAUUUUGCUGCUCGAAUUUUCCUCCAAUUAUCGAUACAUCGCCUCCGCCUCUCAUCACUCCUUAGACAGGAAUAUACGAAUAUUCCUAUGGCCUUAUCUCAUCCCCUACGUGGACAUCGAUUACUGCGAACCCGUCCUGGCGUUGGCCUGGCACCCUUACGAAAGCGGUUACCUGUGUAUCGGCGGUGGUUACGGGAACGCAUCGCUGUCGCUGUGGAACGUGAACAAAUUGGUCCCGGAGGGUUAUCGAAACGUGUACUUUCACGGCGCUGUGAAGAACCUCGCGUGGAACAAGCACAGCGCGGAGCUGGUCGUUAAUUGGUCAUACUUCGUGCAACAGGCCGAAUGCACGUUAAUGCCCGUCCUGGGCAGCCUUGAUCGGGUUGUGGACAUGAUAAUGGUGGAUAAGGAUUUGCAAGUCAACAGUAUCAUGUGGAACCCCGAUCACACGCAGUUGGCUGUUCAGUAUAACGAGUCUUUGUGCAUGUGGAAUUUCUUCGGUGACGAAUACCAGUGCCAAAAAAAUAAGAAGAAGCCGCGUAAAAUUCGUGCAAAUAAACGAGAUAACGUAAAAUUCACGAAUUUCAAGGAAUUCGAGCAAUAUAAUAUACGAUAAAACAACGUACGUAUGGGUGUAUAGAAGAAAAUUUAACUUUUUUAUAUUCUAUUCUUCCUUAUUUAUCGCGCCAAUAUUGUUAUAAUUCUUCUUUGUUCAUCGAGUAUCUUUCUAAUACAAUUUAUUUUAUUUAUUUAACUAUUUAUUUCAUUCGCCGUAAAAGUUAAGGGAAAAGUCUUAUUUAACGAAAUAUGAAUAUUUAUUAUUUUAUUUCGA